Molecule: messenger RNA, 4232 nt
Organism: Neogale vison (American mink)
Lineage: Eukaryota; Metazoa; Chordata; Mammalia; Carnivora; Mustelidae
Gene: ARMC12
Product: armadillo repeat containing 12
Exons: 6
Coding region: 3093-4202 (369 amino acids)
Cellular component (GO): nucleus
Source: RefSeq, a predicted model, not a curated record
CUUCCCGUAGGUGUCAAUAGACCCGUAUUCCGGAGAAGGAAACUGAGGCUCAGAUUAUGGAAUUUGCCCAAACCCAAGCCCUUCGGGACUCCAGUGAGCUUUUCAUUAUAGAAUACGCUAGUUUCCCCUUGGCUUCAAGCGCUGUCCCUUCCAGAGUCCCCCAUCAUAAUGGCCUAGCACUGUGUCUUGCACCGUAGGCCCCCAGUAGUACAUUAGGCUUUUCUAAUUAACUAGGCUGAAACACUCAUUACCAGAACCUGGUAGUUUGAGGUUUCAUAGGUGGGGAAUAGGCUGAUAAGUAUUUGCGGGGAGGACUUUAAAGGGGACUCCAGAGUUGUUCAAGGCAAUUGAAUGGGUUAGGGUUGCUGGGACUGAUUAGCGUGAAGAUGAGCAGAGUGGGAGGGGUAGGUGGGAUGAAUAAUGUGUCUUUCAGGUGUCAAUGAGGCCCACCAUCUGUGUACUCACUGCUUUCCCACACCCAACACUUUUGUCCCGGUGAAACCCGCUUGUAAUGGUAAUUAUUACAGUUGACAUUUGAUGGGCUCUGCGUGCUGGGUGGUUUCAAGUACCUAAUCCUCACAAACAACCCCAUGAGACAGACAUUAUUAUUCCCAUUUUACAGGUAGGGAAAGUCAGGUACAAAGAAAGCACAAAACUAAGUGGCUGAACUGGUUUUGAACCCUGGUAAUCUGGCUAGAGCCCCCUCUCCUUCACUAAACUAAAUUGCACCUGCCAGUGAUGGGAACAACAGCUUUGAAAGUAGAAAGCUAGGCGAGAUGACAGAGAGGUGUGUUGUCGGGCAGCCCAGGACUUUUUGCCUUGGUGAAGGCAAGUAAGAAACUUGGAGGCUGACAGUGUGUGUAUAUGGAAUCUCAGACUUCUCUCUAGUCAGUGAUUCCAGAUCUUUGCAUUUGACAGAAGAAACAAUGCAAGGAAACAAAAGCCACAUUCCUGCAAAGUUGCAGCUUUCAUUUAGGCACCCUAAGAACAUUCAAAACACAACUACCAUCUAUUAGUAUCAUCAUUUCAUAAAAGCAAGUGCAUUUUAAUUCCCAAAAUAAGAAAGACUCAUCUAAAUAAAAAGCAGUCAUUCCCAAGGAAGGACAGUCAUUGACUUCACACCAACAAAUGGACUUCCCUCUGUUUGGUUUGUUUUUUUUUUUUACUUUGCUAUAAACUAAUGAAAAUGUCACUCUGGGCAUGGCAUCUGCCUCUCCAUCCCUCUGCAUCAUUUGAGAGCAGAACCAAAAGAAGUGGGCCUUAGGUGUAGCCGAAAAGUGUUAAAGCCAAGAAGGAACUCCUUUUUUGGAAACCUUUAAAGAACAGGUAAGCACAGCAUUUGCUUAGGAAACGAGGGUUGCAGAAUCAAGUCCAUAGACUGGAGAGGCCAGUAGCCCUGGGUGCUACCCCAGAGAAAGGCAGGAAUCUUGUUCUGAAGGAUCUAGCCUCAGAUCCACUAGGGUAGCCUUAAAACCUAAAGCUGUCCCAUCAGGCAGCCAUUUCCUGCCUGGAGUUCAUAGGGCAUGACAGGUGGUUUUAUGGCAGCUGGAGACCUCCAAGGGCCUCUGUUACCCCUCCUUGCAGUAGUCACCCACCUUGGGGCUGGGUAGAGUGCUACGAAUGACCUUGAGGAGGACCAAGAACAGUAGAGAGGAAGGAAAGAGAACAGCCACCUGGGAGUUGCCUACAUCCUGGGGUGUGAUGGGUGAAGGCUCUGGGCAGGCAGGACUUGCUGGCUGCAGCAGCCUGAGGAUGCUGUUUCCCUCCUUCCCCACCUCCUUCAAGACCAGGUAGCCUGGAGCCUAGAACCUUCCAGCAGGAGCUCAAAGCCAGGCAGGUAAAGCCCAACAAUGCUCCAUGCUGGUUCUGGGCCUGAGCCAGGCUUGGGACUUGUCACCUCCCUGUUUUGUAUAAGAAGGCGAGGCUGCAGGGUAUGGGGACAAGCAGGGAAGGGGAAAAGAGAGAAGGGUCUGCUCUCACCUGCCCCAUCCUGUUGAGAGAGACCAAGUCCUCCAAAGCGGGAUUCUCAUGUUUCUGGAAUAGUGGAAUUUUUCUGACUCCCCAGGGGGCCUCAAGCCUCAUCUCGUCCUGUAGGGUUGAAUGGGACAGUGUGCUGGGUGCUAGGGUGUGGGGCCCUGAACUGUGCUACUCCCAGAUUUAGGUCCCCAUCAUGGAAAAGCAUACACGUACCCAAAUUGUAAUCCUGGAGUUAGAGAAUGAUAAAUGUGGAUCCCCCCAGUUGCAAACAGUCACAGACUAUGCCAGGCAGGGGCAGUCCCUUCCUCCUCCAGGGUCACACUGGCCAAAUGGGCCUGGAGCCCCUGUACCCAGAUUCUCUUGUCAUGGUUCUGCCCUCAAGUCCUCAAAGAAUGACAGAAGUCAUAAUUUGAGCACCUAAGUGCAAGACUUUACCGGAUGUUGGAGAUGCGGAGAGGGCUGCCUUCAAGAGCUUCUGGCCAGACGGUUAGAUAUUACCUACUACAGGGGAACUACAGCUGCCGAAAAUGAUGGGUUUGCCUGAGGACUGCAGGACUUUAUGAAGUGCUCCCCUUGAUGGAAGGGGGCCCUGCCUGCAAAGCACCUCGAGGCCCAGCAGUGGAUCUAUGGUGAGGAAAUCAAAGAUGGGAAGCCCUGCAGUGAGAGAAAGGUGUUGCUUAUGGGCAUAUCCCAAAUACCCCUCCCAGAAACUUCCAAAAGAACCAGGCCAGAAAUUGGGCCUCUGCUGCCCUCUAAUGGAAGAAAGCAGCGUCUAGAGCUGCCUGCUGGGACCCAACAACCAACCUGCUUCCCCUAAAGGAAAGGGGAUGUGAGGGACCUUCCCGCCCAACCCCCCCCCCCGACUUUUUAUUCCCCUAGAGUCUUGAGCUUCAUUUCCAACAGCCUCUGAAGAUGAACCUUUUCCCCUUCCAAGCACUCUUGGUUGCCCCGUUUCCUGAUCACCGCCCUCCAUUCCGUUUCCCCAGUUUCCUUUGUUGCCCAGGUUCUGAUUCUGGUAUCCUGGUUCCUGGCCCCGCCAGAGUUCUGGUUCCAGAAGGCCCUUGCCAGGUGCCUUGGGCCUCGCUCCCACCCGGGUGCAAGGCCACACUGAAGACAUGGGUAUGAGCAUCCCCCAGUACCUGGGGCAAAUGGACAUCCGCAAAGGUGUAGUGGGCUUGGCCACAGGUGCUGGGUUCAUCUAUCUGCUCUACAAGGCCAUCAAGGCCGGUAUCAAAUGCCAGCCGCCCCUCUGCACUGCCUCACCCAUCUGCAUCGCCCGUGAGUGUGCGGGCCCUAGGGAGAGGGCUCUGCCCCAGGAGGCGCCUGCUCCCGAGGCCUCCAAUGUGGGAGGGCCCAAAGGCCUGGCAGUGGAGCGCGAGCGGCACGGGCGGGACUCGGGUGAGCUCCGGAGGCUGCUCAACUCCUUGGAGUACAAACAGGAUGAGUACGCCAAGAGUAUGAUCCUGCACAGUAUCACGCGCUGUGUGUACUUGCUGGAGGCCGAGGCCUCCUCUUGUACUGCUGAUGACAUAAGCUUGGUGGGCUCCAUGCUGGAUGACGAGGACAACAGUGUCAAAAUCCAAGCUCUGAACACACUUAAAGCUUUCUCUGGCAUCAGAAAAUUCAGGCUCAAAAUCCAGGAACACACCAUCAAGGUGUUGGAACUGAUCUCUACCAUCUGGGAUUCGGAGCUCCAUGUUGCAGGCCUCAGACUCCUCAACAGCCUCCCACUGCCUGACUACGUACAUCCACAGCUGCGACGGGUGAUGCCUGCCUUGAUGGAGAUCCUGCAGUCCAACUAUAUCCUGGCACAGGUGCAAGCCAUACGAUUGCUGAGCUACCUGGCACAGAAGAAUGACCUUCUGUAUGAUAUUCUCAACUGCCAGGUGCACUCCAACUUCCUGAACCUGUUUCAGUCCACACAGCCCGGGAGUCUGCUGUUUGAGGUACUGGUGUUUGCUGAGCGGCUAAGUGAGGGCCGGAAUUCACCCCACUACCGUGCUGUGAAGUGGCAUUACAAUGAACAAUCUUUGCAUGAAGCUCUCUUUGGGGAUGAGUCACGACUGGCAGAUCGGCUGCUCGCCCUGGUCAUCCACCCUGAGGAGGAAGUUCAAAUCCAGGCCUGCAAGGUCAUAGUCAGCCUGCAGUGCUCCCAGGAUGUGGGAGUCCGGCCCUCUUCCUGCAGGCCCAGUCAUUCCUACUUUAAUAGCGGGGAAAAUAAUUAAGGAGAGCCAAUAAAUGACUAUGGGAGAAAA